This is a messenger RNA of Acanthochromis polyacanthus (spiny chromis), 3236 nucleotides long. RefSeq names its product sodium- and chloride-dependent neutral and basic amino acid transporter B(0+)-like. The coding region runs from base 17 to 2308 and encodes 763 amino acids. Gene Ontology annotation, cellular component: membrane. Gene Ontology annotation, biological process: sodium ion transmembrane transport. Lineage: Eukaryota; Metazoa; Chordata; Actinopteri; Pomacentridae. The transcript is spliced from 15 exons. Gene Ontology annotation, molecular function: L-proline transmembrane transporter activity. The record is from RefSeq and is a predicted model, not a curated record.
UCAACGUAUUGCUGACAUGGCCUCCGACAUACAACAUCAGCUUCUGGAGAGAAUAAAAACCAGCCCAUGUUUCUCUUUGCAGCUAGACGAGUCCACUGAUGUAACAAAUGCAGCACUGCUAUUGGUUUUUGUUCGCUAUCACUGGGACAGCAGUUUGCAAGAAGACAUGCUCUUUUGUGGAGAGCUACCAACCCGAACUACAGCUGAGGAAUGUUUCCGCUGCAUGGAUAACUACUUCAUGGAGAACGGCCUGGACUGGCAGAACUGUGUUGGGGUGUGCAGUGACGGUGCAGCGUCAAUGACUGGUAGGCACCGAGGCGUCAUCAAGCAGAUACUUGAGCGUGCGCCAGAAGCUACAUGGACCCACUGUUUUCUCCACCGUGAAAGCCUUGCAGCAAAAAGGAUGUCACCAGAGUUCCAGGAGGUGAUGGAUGUAAGUGUGAAAACUAUCAACAUCAUAAAAGAUAAUGCUGUUAACUCCAGAUGUUUUGCUAAGCUUUGUGAGGGCUUGGACACAGAUCAUGUCCAGCUGCUCUGUCACAGUGAAGACACUCAUGUGGAUAAUGGCGAUGAGAAUCCUGACCGUGGAAACUGGACCAACAAAACAGAAUACAUUCUCUCUAUGAUCGGUUAUGCUGUCGGUUUAGGAAAUAUCUGGAGAUUUCCGUAUAUGGCCUAUAAGAAUGGAGGAGGUGCUUUUCUCAUUCCCUAUUUCUUGAUGUUGGUUUUGUGUGGAAUUCCUCUUUUGUUCUUGGAAAGCGCCAUCGGUCAGUUCUGCAGCCAAGGUCCCAUCAACAUGUGGAGAGCAGUUCCAGUGCUGCAGGGUGUUGGCUUGUCAAUGGUUAUGGUGAAUGCACUCAUAUCAAUUUACUAUAACGUCAUCAUCGCCUACAGCCUGUACUACAUGUUCGCCUCCAUGCAGUUUCCUCUGCCGUGGUCCAGCUGCUCCAGCUGGGCUGACAGAAAAUGCAGCAACUUACCUAAAGGUGCUUCUCCUCUCUAUCACUGUUGUUCCAUUUCAGUGGAGAGCCCAAGUGAGCAGUACUGGGAUCAUGUUGCUCUGCAGAGGUCCAGUGGUCUGGAUGAAACAGGACCAGUAGUUUGGCACCUGGCUCUCUGUCUGCUGCUGAGCUCCAUCAUUGUUGCUGCAGCACUCAUCAGAGGCAUCAAGUCAUCAGGAAAAGUUGUGUACUUCACGGCUACAUUUCCUUAUCUAGUGAUUUUAAUUCUUCUGAUCAGAGGUGUGACACUAGAAGGAGCAAGAGAUGGUAUAGACUUCUAUAUUGGUUCCCAGUCCAAUCUGACUAAACUGACUGAAGGACAGGUCUGGAAGGAUGCAGCGACUCAGACUUUCUUUUCCUUGUCCAUUGCUUGGGGUGGAGUUCCAACCCUUGCUUCUUACAGCAACUUCCACAACAACAUGUUCCUGGAUUCAGUUGUUGUAACUGUCAUUAACGAUGGCACUAGUGUGUUUGCAGGCUUUGCCAUCUUUUCAAUCUUGGGACACAUGGCUCAUGUCUAUGGAAAGCCUAUUGGAAAUGUGGUGAAAGAAGGCUUUGGUCUGGCUUUCAUUGCGUAUCCAGACGCUCUGGCUAAACUUCCCAUUUCCCCACUGUGGUCCAUUUUGUUCUUCUUCAUGCUGCUGACUGUUGGUCUGGACUCUCAGUUUGCAGCAAUAGAGGUGAUCACCACAUGCCUGUUGGAUGCCUUCCCUAAUAUCCUCACAUCCAAACGUGCCGUCGUGACUAUACUGACGUGUGUCAUUGUCUUCCUCUUGGGCCUUCCAUGUGUGACAAGGGCAGGAAUAUACUGGGUAACUCUAAUCGACCAGUUUGUUGCCAGCUGGGUGAUGCUGAUUUUGGCUCUCAUGGAGAUCACUGGCUUCUGCUACAUAUACGGCGUGAACCGUUUUAUCAAAGACAUUGAGAUGAUGAUUGGAAAAAAGAGCUUUUGCUUCUGGCUGUGGUGGAGAGCUUGUUGGCUCUUCCUCACUCCCUGCAUCAUAGCGGUGAUCCUGGUGUGGUCUCUGGUCAUCUUUGUGCCCCCCACCUAUGGAAAAGUGGAGUACCCAGCCUGGGGUUUGGCUCUGGGCUGGUGCAUGGUUGCAUUCAUCCUCAUCUGGAUCCCUGUCAUUACUUUGUAUAAAGUGAUAAAAGCAAAGCGAAACCUCUGUAAGGUGAUAUCGUUGUGCUCUCCAUCUGAGGAAUGGCAUCCCUACCUGGACAUCCACAGAGGAGAACGCUACUCAAAAAACAUGGCUGCUGAAGAAACUGUAUCAGAUGAUAAAACAGAAGAUAAGAAAAUGUAAAUAUAACAUCUAGUACAUGACAGUGUUUACACCCUGAUAUAUUAAAUACACUGUUCAUGUCAGAUACUCAGAAGGAACAUUUUAAAAUCGAAUGCACAACUAAAUGUCACAUGCAGCUCAUGGCUUUGGAUGUAUAAACAGACAAAAUAUGGGUCACAACAUGUCUGCUACAUUAGACUAAUCUGUAUUCUGCUGUUAUCCAUUUACAGUAUUUAGAUCGUUGGCUGGUGUGUUUAAGUUGUCUUCUUUUCAGCUAUCUCCUUUUCAACAUAUAAUGCACUAGUGUCAGCUUUCUAACACCAAUUGUCUGUGACUUCACGAGUGACAUGGUUUGAAUUCCACCACAGUUUAUCUUCUUAAUCUAGAUAGAUAGAUAGAUAGAUAGAUAGAUAGAUAGAUAGAUAGAUAGAUAGAUAGAUAGAUAGAUAGAUAGAUAGAUAGAUAGAUAGAUAGAUAGAUAGAUACUUCAUUAAUCCCGAGAGAAAUUCGAUAUACCCUCAUCAAGAUUGUCUUAGAUCAAACUCUUCAGAUUCUGUCAACACAUCAGGUGGUCAUCGCUGCUUAGAGCUCAAGGGUCCCUUGUGUCAUUGUUCUUUCAAGAGCUCCAUCUGGUGGAUAUUGGGCCUUAAAAAAUCCAGGCUACAACGACUACACUUUGUGCCUUUUAAAUGAAGAUCUUUUCUUGCAAUUUAGCCAAAUUAGUUCAAAUGUAUUCCAUUGUCCUCUAUUGCCCUAUUCCUCUGUUUCUUUCUGACCACUCUCCUUCCAGUUUAGCUCCAUUGUGUUACACAUAGUAGCAAAUUAAUGCCUUCUUGGUCCACAAAAGCAAUUUUUUUACUGUGUUUGCUCAAUGUCUUUUGCAUCAUAUAGGAUUCAAAAUGUAAAAGUUAAUAUUUAAUUGCUCAAACAAAAAUAGCUACUCUCGCAU